This is a messenger RNA of Microplitis mediator, 693 nucleotides long. RefSeq names its product guided entry of tail-anchored proteins factor 1-like. Lineage: Eukaryota; Metazoa; Arthropoda; Insecta; Hymenoptera; Braconidae. The record is from RefSeq and is a predicted model, not a curated record. Gene Ontology annotation, biological process: tail-anchored membrane protein insertion into ER membrane. The transcript has 3 exons. The annotation marks the transcript as partial.
UUUGUUUUAAUUUUACUUGUAUCACUCAUCGUGUUUUACAAGACUUUACAUUCAAUUUCUCCCAUUUUCUCGCGGCAGACACGUCACUGGAAUAUGAAUAAUUUAUUAAUAAUAUCAAGCAGCAUAUGUGUGUUUGCUCAUACAGUACCAGUGAUAAUAAAAUAUAUAAUUUCAUGGAUAUACGCCGAAAGUUCGAGUGAACUGGUAAUAAAAACAGAAAUGGAUCAACUGGAGCAAGAAAUGACUAAAAUAUCGAUGGUCGACGAGUUCUCAAAGUACUCAAAACUUCAACGACGACAUACGUUACUUAAAAAAAGUUACCACGAUCAGAUGACAGCUCGAGUAUCUGCACGUAAUAAAAUUCAAUUAUUUUUGACUUACGUCGCUAAAUUAUUUAAUGCUAUUGCGCUGUUGGUUCUCAUCAAAUUAUGGAGAAACGAACCGGUAAUUGUUUUACCCAAAGGUACUUUGUGGCCGCUUAAUUAUUUUUUAAGCUGGCCUGGAAUUUACAAUGACUCGAUUUCAUUAGUUAUGUGGAUCGGUAUCACAACUUUUGUUUUGUCUAAAUCAUUAGUUUUUUAAUUUAAUUAAUUGGCUAAUUAACGACUAAGUCUAAGGCUAAGACUAGAAAAUAAAAUUUAAUUUAUGGAGGUGCAAUAAAGUCUUGAUGCUGUUGAUGAUAAAAAAAAACAA